Molecule: messenger RNA, 1113 nt
Organism: Trichoderma breve
Lineage: Eukaryota; Fungi; Ascomycota; Sordariomycetes; Hypocreales; Hypocreaceae
Exons: 5
Coding region: 1-1113 (370 amino acids)
Biological process (GO): epoxide metabolic process
Molecular function (GO): epoxide hydrolase activity
Source: RefSeq, a predicted model, not a curated record
AUGUCUCAUCGCUUUCUCUUACAGCUCUUGUUGGCCACACUGGCGGUUUCCGCCAACUUUCCCUUCAAAGCCAAGUUUGGAACCAGUCCUGCCCCCUUUUUGAUCGAUGUAGAUCCUUCUUUUAUCGAAGAAACGAGAGUCAAAGCCUCUCUAGCCCGAAUUGCUACAGACCUCGUUCAGCAUGUUCCGCAGGAUGGCCCUCCUGCCGAGAACAUUACCGCAAUUAAAGAUUAUUGGACUCACAGCUACAACUGGAAUGAGACGCAGAAAAGAAAAGACGCCAUCCCGCUGCUGUUUGUACACGGCUACCCAGGGUCUAUCAUAGAGGUAGAACGCGUGAUUGACGGCCUACCUGGGUUCGGCUUCUCGCCGGCUCCCGAAUAUCCCGGCUUGGGACUACGAGAGUCUGGUCAAGCAUUUCACAAAUUAAUGCUGCAGCUAGGAUACAACAAGUACAUCGUUCAUGGCGGUGACCUUGGCUCCCACACCGUACGAUACAUGGCCAUCGAUCAACCGGAGAGCGUUCGAGCACUACAUACCAACUUGUGGUAUCAAGUCCCCAACCAGCAAGACAUGGACAAUUUCAACGCCAAAAAUUCCACGGCAGAGGAGGCUUUUCUCAUCAACGUGCUAGCAACGUUUAGGAUUACGCUUCUAGGACAACGGCAAGUCUUUGGGAACGAGCCUCUGCAGUGGGCAUACGCUCAAACGGAUAGCCCGGUGGGCUGUGCGGCAUGGAUACUCACCGAGUUGAAAGGUGGCAGCCCGUCGUACGACUGGACGUUGGAUGAAAUCAUUUCAUGGACCAUGCUAUUAUAUAUACAGGGGCCCUUUGGCAGCGCCAGAAUGUACAAGGAGCUUUCGUUACGGGGACAAAAUCCAUGGUCUGGCAAGUUUGACUACAUUCACCAGCCAGUGGGCAUCACUCAAUUUGCCGAGCAAGGUUUUAUCACGCCGGAAGAUUGGGCACGCCGCCAGGGAAACAUUGUCUUCUUCAACCACUACUCUUCCGGCGGUCAUUUCGCUUCCUGGGACUCCCCAACCGAGCUUGUGGCAGACGCGCGAGAGUUUAUAAGGCCUGGCACCGCAGCAUGGGAUGCCUAUCAGAAAUAA